Molecule: messenger RNA, 26675 nt
Organism: Coregonus sp. 'balchen'
Lineage: Eukaryota; Metazoa; Chordata; Actinopteri; Salmoniformes; Salmonidae
Source: the annotation of a GenBank genome assembly
AUGACUGUAAUGUUUUUGACUGACAGGCUCUGCAGAAGACUUACCAGAAGGGAGAAAGAGAGUGCUUUGGAAGCUCAGUACCAAGCCAUGGAGAGAGCUGCUACCUUUGAGCACGACAGGGACAAAGUGAAAUGGCAGUGUAAGGUUAAGAUCAUGUGCCUCCCCCUCCUUGUCCAUGUGUUUAUUUGGAUCCCCUAUAGCACAUUACUCCCAUGCUAAUGCACAAUAGAGCACAUAAGAGAUAAUAUUCAGCAUUGUAAUACCCUAGUAUGGCAUUCCAUCUGGGAUUUGCACCCGCAAACUUCAAAUCUCAAAACUGUUACGGUUCAUCUUUAUGAAGCUUAUCCUACUUUAUCCUACUUCCUCCGCACAUGUUUAAAUAAGUACUGUACUUACAGUACUGUGUAUCCACAUAUAACACAUUUUCACAUACAGUACUUUUUACCUGCAUGCUUUCUAUGCUCAUUUGUACUUGGAUUGUGUUUUCUUUCUAUAUUCUUAUUGAAUACUUUCGAUAGCUGUUGCACUGUUAGCACGGAGAGCAUUUCAUUGUACUGUCUAGGCGACACUACGCUGUAUCCUGUGUAUUAAAAUAAACUGUGAUUUGAUGUAAAUGUCAGAUCUUCCGGGAGACCAAAGAAAAGGAGAUCCAGGAACUGGCUAUAGCAGCUACAGGCUCAUGGCAUCAUGGUGUACAACCCGGACGACUUGGAUGACGAUGACAACCAUACCACCAUCACAGGGAAAGGACAAAACCGACUGUGGCGACAAAUGGUUAAAAUCAGCGGGUGUCAUUUUCUGUUAAUUUCCAGAGAAUUCUACGUGUUGAUACACCACCGUUCAUCGACAUGCAGCAGGUCAUCUAAUGCGCACAGCCGACGUUCGUUAUGGUGUGUAUUGUCCUAGAAGACCAACCAAUCAUACCAAACCUGCAGAGCCACAUAGGAAUGAAUAUGGCAAUUCCCGUAUCCCGUAUUUCAAUGGAGUUAAAUUGGGAAACGAAUAUUGCAAUUGAAGUUAUAAAAAAAGCCUGAAUUGACAUAAUUUACCCUAAUUGCUGAACAGUUUACUUAAAACUUGUCAAAGUGUCAACCAAGUAACACUUUAACAAUCAUCUAAUUUCCUCUGACGUAAAUUACUCAAAAAGCUGACGCAGUUGUCUGUAUUUUGCCUGUCUCAAGCUGCAGGGACUCAGUGUGACUACUGGGGUGGUGGAGUAUUAGGGAGUGAGCCCUCUAUGGGCAACAUGAUGCAACUGCAGCAGCCCUUCAGAGAACCAGAGUUUGCCCACAGCUUGUGCGAUGUUGAGGGCUGGUUUGCCAACGUCAGCAGAGGUAAGCAUGGGUUUGGAUCUUUACACGUGUAUGUAUUUGAGCCUUGGUGUCUCAGUUGGUUGUGAAUCUAUAUGUGCUGUAUGUGUUUUAUGUAUAUGAACAUGUGUGCUGUCUUUAGAAGAUGAGAGCUAUUGUUUAGGCCACGCCACACACACCUGUUACAGAAUCAUAGAGACAAUGGCGUCAUGUACUUGAACACAAGGACAGCGAGCGCUAACCCACACCAUAGCCCUUGUUGAAAAGUAUUUGGUAGAGGGUGUUUGUGUGUCCGUCCGUGUGUGUGUGUGUGUGUGUGUGCGUUCGUCCGUCUGUCUAUGUGUGUUUAUGUAUGUGUGUGUCCGUCUGUGUGUGUGUGUGUGCGUGUGUGUUUGUGUGUGUGUAUAAUGUAUGUGUGUGUGUGUGUGUGUUUCAGAUGACUGUGGCCAGUCGGCUGCAUGUGUUUCCUCACGUGUCCCAGGCGUUAUGGAGCAACACGGUGCACUCCUACCUGAUCUCUACACAGGAGACACAGGCUGAACUGGAUAUCUUCACCCAGGUACUGUACACCAGAGAUGGAACUUAAAGGGAUAGUUCGCUCAAAUUCAUUUGGGUGACCUAUCUCUUUAAGGAUAUGGGGCACUGGCCAGCCUGCUUGGAAUUCUACUAACGAAGGGUCCAAAAUCUGUGCCAUCAUGCGAUAUUUCUACCUGAACAUCUGUUUCCCUGAGGAGGGCGCAGCCUCCUAUGCACUGGAAUGCCGACAGGAGAUUGAGAGGAUCUCUGUGUCUGUGCUCCUCCUCAAAUCCUCCAUCACUAGGUCACUGUCUCUCACUCACAUACACCUGAAAUCAUGAACACAGACAGUGGAUGCUUCCCAAAUGGCACCCUAUUCCUGUAUAGUGCACUUAUUUGGACCAGAAACCUAUGGGCCCUGGUCAAAAGUAGUGCACUAUAUAGGGAAUAGUGUGCCAUUUGGGUCGCAGGCAGAGCAACCUCUGUGUUUUUUUCUGUGGCUCCUUCUCUUCUUCACUACCACGUGGUGGUAUUAAGUAUGCCCCUGCCUCUGUCGCCAGUGAAGUGCUGCUGUUAUAGGUUAUAGUGUGUUACUCAGUGUGCCAUACUGUGUGUGUGUGUGUGUGUGUAGUUGUGAGGUAGAUGAUGCGGAGGAGGCCUUUAUGAAGAACCCAGAUGGUCGUCCCCUGGUGCUUUACCUCAGGACCGUGGAGGCACCCUCUCAGCGGCCCCACCAGACAACCGCUGGAGAAGGUCAAUGCUGCAGACAAGGCUGCCAAAGUCAAGGUAGCCAAUGCGAGGAGGAUUCGGGGGGCGUGCUGUGGGACCUGCAUGAUGAGCAGGCGCAAAUCGAGGCCUAUCAGCAAGCCUGUAGCUCUCAGUAGCUCUCAACUGGGCUUCCAGUUGAAAGUUCUCGCUCUCUCAGUCUCUACCUCUCUCCGUCAUGCUCAGCAGGAAGGUAUUUUAUUCAUAUGAUUGUGUGAUUAAAGGGUUAUUUUAUUUAGCAUCAUCAUCACAGUGCUCUAUUUUGAAAACUCCACUGUUGACAGCCACCAUUUUGGGGAUUGUAUUACCAGUAUACAAACAAAAUACAACAAUAUAUGUUUUUGAGUAAAAUAUAACUUUAAAUAUCGAAUCCACAUUUUGUAUUGUUGAUGAAAUGGAGGAGAGGAGUAUCCGGCAGCGUGGUAAAAAAAAAAUGGUAGUACAUAUUCUGGAUGUUUUGUCACGCGUGCAAUGAAAAAACAGUGUUUGUUGUUUGCAGUAACUUCUUUGUUGUUGUAAUAUCCCAAACGGACAUGGCAGUUUCACCAAUUAAGGAUACUAGCUUUAAAGUGAAAUAUUCAAAAUGAUGACUCUCAGUACUAUAGUGUAAUAGUGUAACUUUAGUAAUAACUCUUGCAUGUGUGGGUGAUGUCAUGCUCUGUCCUCAGUACAUAGAUUGUCUGAAUGACAUGGUGGCAGCCGCUCCUCCCACCCCUCCACUGCCGCGAAAGUCUCCUGCUGUCCCAAUGGUGAGAAUUCAUUAACAUUAGACGACAUAAUCUUUUAUAAUAAAUGCAGUUCUCAAAGAUUUCUGUAUGUUUAGCUCUAUAGACUUUACAGUUGAUAAUCAUUAUGAAAGGGAAUUCUUCCCCAUCCAGGAUUGAGCUGCAGCAGAAGCACUCCCCCAACCCUUUGUUCCUAUACCAUUUUGUGGUUCCUAUACCAUUUUGUGGGAGGGCCUCUUUCUACCAGCUCUGAGCCUGUACUCAUCAUCAAACAAAUCACUGUCACGCUGCUGGAGCAUUUCCGGUCCAUCUCUGGGUUGUCCAUGGAUCCCUCCAAGAUCCUAGAGGAGUUCCCUCGCUGGCUAGAGAGACUGUCUGCCAGACACCAAGGCAACAUCAUAAUUGACUCCAUUGACCAGAUACAGGUACUAAACUACUAUCACAGUAGUAUAUCAGAGAUACGAACAUGUCAGGAAUGGAGUUCAUUCGGAACACUGAAAUUCACAUCAAAAAACGCAUCAACCCUUUAUAGAAUUAUUGAUGGCAUAUUUACAUGGGUUUUCUAAUAAUGUAUCCAGAUACUAUAAAUAUCGAAUGUGUUUUUAGCACAUGUAAGCAACAUUUACGUUUGUCUGUAGCCACAGAAGUUGUCCAUACAAUAUGUCCCCAAGUAGCUACAUGUACCGGUUUUAUAUUAUCAGUUGACAGGUCCGUUUGUUACUAUGAGGUUUGUAUCUUUGAGGUUCUAUUGUAUUUUCUCCCAGCAAGCAGAGAGGCACAUGAAGUGGCUGAUCGACCUCUUGCCGGUCAACGUCAAAGUGCUGGUGUCUGUCAACGUGGAGACCUGUCCUCAGGCCUGGAGGUAGGGUACACAACCUGUCAGUUAGUCCAUACAAAAGACCCCAGAUCAGUACUAUGCCAACAUAUGUUAUGCCUUUGUAUUGCUUUUGUAGUGCCUAUGUAAUGCCUGGAAGGGUACACCUAUGUAGAGUACACCUAUGUAAUAUGUAUCUACAGUAUGUAUUUUGGGCCUAUGUAGUGCCUAUGUAAUGUCUAUGUAUUGUGCCCUAUGUAGUGAUUGUGUGAUAUGACUGUUGUUCUCCAGACUCCACCUGGACCAUCUGAACCCCAGAGAGGUGAAGAGUGUCAUCAACACAGAGUGCCUGGCAGCCAACGUCAAACUUUAUAGCAUUCCCAGAAAGCAUGGAUUAUUGAGUCAUUGUUAGUUUUACACUUAAGACAUGACUCUGCCGUUGCGCUGUAGAAUUUGGGAAUUUUGUCUCUUGUAUAAUACAUUCUACACAUUAAGCAUACAUUUUCAUUAACAUUAGUUACGCUCCAACAUUCCCUCCAUCUUGUGCUAACAUCAGUUAUUUUUAAGUCUUGGUUCCAAUAGUUGAUAUAUAUUUUUUUGCUCUCUGCAAGGUUUUGUAUAUCUUCCCUAUCAUAUGAACAUCCUUUUCUGACUCAAAUAUGAUUACCUCAAGGUUGCUCUGAUGUCCAAAAUAUUUCAAAUCGAAAUGUCAUGAUAUAUAACUUUUAAGUUGCAUGUAUUUGAAAAUAUCUACAUUGGUCAGUCCAAAAUUGCUUUUUAAUUCUGUCAUGGAAAUAAAUGUAUUUCCUGUUACCAAGUCAUUUACGGUUUCUGUGCCUUUAGUUUUCCAUGUGGACAAAUGUAUCUGUGAAGUCUGAAAAGCUAUCCAGGAUUGUUCCAUAGGGUUGUGUUUUUAGGGCGUGAUAUUGGUUCUUGUAGAAUACGUUUAAUUUUCUUCCAUAUUGUUAUAGUGUUUUUACGGUAUGAGUGAGUCGGAGGUGCUGGAGGUGUUUCCAGACCUGGGCCUGCCUGUCCUCUCCUCCCUUCUCUGUAUCAUAGGCCUGGGCUGUGGGCUCAUCAGGUUCCAGCACCUACAGGUUAGCAUGUUUGUGUCCUGCGUGUGUGAGCAAUAGGCUCUCAAACUCUGAAACUAAAUGAAACAAUGUGAAAUGUAAGUGAGAGGCUGGAUAAGGCGGCAGGUAGUCUAGCAGUUAAGAAUGUUGGGGCAGUAACCGAAAGGUCACUGGUUUGAAUCCCUGAGCCGACUAGGUGAAAAAUCGGUUGAUGUGCCCUUGUGCAAGGCACUUAAUCCUAAUUGCUCCUGUAAAUGUAAUUAUGGCUUUCUGUUAACACUGUCUGUGUGCUUUAGGCUUGGGAAGCUCAUCCACUGCUUCAGUCAGCAACUCAUGUCUGGCCAACCGCUAGUAACAUGAACAACAUAAAUGUAUGUUAUCGCAUUAGUUACAUGACUUAACCUUCGACGACACACUGAGUGUUGGUGUGUGUUUGUGUAUGUGUGUGUGUUCAGUCAGGACAGGGUGAUGUGGCUACACCAACAGCAGGAGGACAGGGUCAAGCUGCAGCUCAGCCUCCUUAACCUGUUUGUCUCCCAGAACCUCUACAAGAGGUCCGACUUCUUCUAUCUGACUGUUUGCCUAUGUUUUUUGGUGUUGUCUGUCUAAGGGGUAGUAUAUUCUCCUAUGUUUUUUGGUGUUGUCUGUCUAAGGGGUAGUAUAUUCUCCUAUGUUUUUUGGUGUUGUCUGUCUAAGUGGUAGUAUAUUCUCCUAUGUUUUUUGGUGUUGUCUGUCUAAGGGGUAGUAUAUUCUCCUAUGUUUUUUGGUGUUGUCUGUCUAAGUGGUAGUAUAUUCUCCUAUGUUUUUUGGUGUUGUCUGUCUAAGGGGUAGUAUAUUCUCCUAUGUUUUUUGGUGUUGUCUGUCUAAGUGGUAGUAUAUUCUCCUAUGUUUUUUGGUGUUGUCUGUCUAAGGGGUAGUAUAUUCUCCUAUGUUUUUUGGUGUUGUCUGUCUAAGUGGUAGUAUAUUCUCCUAUGUUUUUUGGUGUUGUCUGUCUAAGUGGUAGUAUAUUCUCCUAUGUUUUUUGGUGUUGUCUGUCUAAGGGGUAGUAUAUUCUCCUAUGUUUUUUGGUGUUGUCUGUCUAAGUGGUAGUAUAUUUUUCUAUGUUUUUUGGUGUUGUCUGUCUAAGUGGUAGUAUAUUCUCCUAUGUUUUUUGGUGUUGUCUGUCUAAGUGGUAGUAUAUUCUUGUCACACCCUGAUCUGUUUCACCUGUCUUUGUGCUUCUCUCCACCCUCCACCUGGUGUCUCCCAUCUUCCCCCAUUAUCCCCUGUGUAUUUAUACCUGCGUUUUCUGUCUGUUGCCAGUUCGUCUUGUCUCGUCAAGCCCAGUUUCUCUGGUCUCUAGUCCUCCCAGUUCCGACCAUUUCUGCCUGCCCUGAGCCUGAGCCCGCCUGCCAUACCAUUCUGCCUGCCCUGACCCCGAGCUUGCCUGCCGCCCUGUACCUGUCGGACUCGGACCUGGUUAUGAACCUCUGCCUGUCCUCGACCUGCCCUUUGCCUGCCUCCUUUAAUAAAUCUUCUGUCUUCUGUGUCUGCAUCUGGGUCAUAUCCUAAGUCGUGUUAGUACGAACUGGCCAUGACUGACCCAGCAGACUCGGACCAGCUCCACAACGCUGUCUACUCCCAAGGAGCCACCACAAGGAGUUAUGGACCUUAUGGAAUGACUCCAGAACUUGGCAGAACGCCACGACCGCGCUUUCAAUGUAUUGCUGGAGCAAUUCCGCUGAUAUUCUACUAGGCAGCAAGCCUCUACGGUAACCCCACAGACACCCAGUAACCCCGCUACCAGCGGCGCUUCUCCCCAGCCUAUCCCGGCUUCCCGAGAACCCUGCUUACCUCCUCCAGAGCGCUACGCUGGAGAUCUAGGAACCUGCCAAGCGUUUCUCUUGCAGUGCUCCCUCAUCUUCGAGCUGCAACCCUCUUCGUUUCCCUCGGAUCGCUCGAAGAUAGCGUAUCUUAUAACGCUGAUGUCCGGGAGGGCUCUCGCCUGGGCGAUAGCGGUGUGGGAGCAACAAUCCACCGUUUGCCUCAGUCUGGAGGAGUUUGUGGCGGAGGUUAGGAAGGUGUUAGGUUCUCCAUUGUCCGAGAGUGAGGCUGCUCGGAAGCUACUCCAACUGCGUCAACUCCUGUAGUGUGGCAGACUACGCGGUAGAUUUUAGCACGUUGGCCGCUGAGAGUGCCUAGAAACCGGAAUCUCUUUUCGACACGUUCCUUCAUGGAUUAUCGGAGGAGGUUAAAGACGAGCUUACAGCCCGGGAGCUUCCCAUGGUCCUCAACUCCCUCAUCGCCUUGACCUUAUGGAUCGAUGGGCGGCUACGGGAACGUGGGAGGGAGAGGUGGUCUGACUCAAAUGAUGUCAAUUAUCCUAUCAGAAGCUUCUAAAGCCAUGACAUCAUUUUCUGGAAUUUUCCAAGCUGUUUAAAGGCACAGUCAACUUAGUGUAUGUAAACUUCUGACCCACUGGAAUUGUGAUACAGUGAAUUAUAAAUGAACUAAUCUGUCUGUAAACAAUUGUUGGAAAAAUUACUUGGGUCAUGCACAAAGUAGAUGUCUUAACCGACUUGCCAAAACGAUAGUUUGCUAACAAGACAUUUGUGGAGUGGUUGAAAAACGAGUUUAAUGACUCCAACCUAAGUGUAUGUACAUUUCCGACUUCAACUGUAUACAGUCGUGGUCAAAAGUUUUGAGAAUGACACAAAUACUAAUUUUCACAACCUCUGCUGCCUCAGUUUUGAUUAUGGCAAUUUGCAUAUAGUCCAGAAUGUCAUGAAGAGUGAUCAGAUGAAUUGCAAUUAAUUGCAAAGUCCCUCUUUGCCAUGAAAAUGAACUUAAUCCCCCAAAAAACAUUUCCACUGCAUUUCAACCCUGCCACAAAAGGACCAGCUGCCAUGUCAGUGAUUCUCUUGUUAACACAGGUGAGAGUGUUGACGAAGACAAGGCUGGAGAUCACUCUGUCAUGCUGAUUGAGUUAGAAUAAGAGACUGGAAGCUUUAAAAGGAGGGUGGUGCUUGAAAUCAUUGUUCUUCCUCUGUUAACCAUGGUUACCUGCAAGGAAACACGUGCCGUCAUCAUUGCUUUGCACAAAAAGGGCUUCACAGGCAAGGAUAUUGCUGCUAGUAAGAUUGCACCUAAAUCAACCAUUUAUCGGAUCAUCAAGAACUUCAAGGAGAGAGGUUCAAUUGUUGUGAAGAAUGCGUCAGGGCGCCCAAGAAUGUCCAGCAAGCGCCAGGACCGUCUCUUAAAGUUGAUUCAGCUGUGGGAUCAGGGCACCACCAGUGCAGAGCUUGCUCAGGAAUGGCAGCAGGCAGGUGUGAGUGCAUCUGCACGCACAGUGAGACAAAGACUUUUGGAGGAUGGCCUGGUGUCAAGAAGGGCAGCAAAGAAGCCACUUUUCUGCAGGAAAAACAUCAGGGACAGACUGAUAUUCUGCAAAAGGUACAGGGAUUGGACUGCUGAGGACUGGGGUAAAGUCAUUUUCUCUGAUGAAUCCCCUUUCCGAUUGUUUGGGGCAUCCGGAAAACACCUUGUCCGGAGAAGACAAGGUGAGCGCUACUAUGAGUCCUGCGUCAUGCCAACAGUAAAGCAUCCUGAGACCAUUCAUGUGUGGGGUUGCUUCUCAGCCAAGGGAGUGGGCUCACUCACAAUUUUACCAAAGAACACAGCCAUGAAUAAAGAAUGGUACCAACACAUACUCCGAGAGCAACUUCUCCCAACCAUCCAAGAACAGUUUGGUGACGACCAAUGCCUUUUCCAGCAUGAUGGAGCACCUUGCCAUAAGGCAAAAGUGUUAACUAAGUGGCUUGGGGAACAAAACAUCGAAAUGAUGGGUCCAUGGCCAGGAAACUCCCCAGACCUUAAUCCCAUUGAGAACUUGUGGUCGAUCCUCAAGAGGCGGGUGGACAAACAAAAACCCACAAAUUCUGACAAACUCCAAGCAUUGAUUAUGCAAGAAUGGGCUGCCAUCAGUCAGGAUGUGUUCCAGAAGUUAAUUGACAGCAUGCCAGGGCCGAUUGCAGAGGUCUUGAAAAAGAAGGGUCAACACUGCAAAUAUUGACUAUUUGCAUAAACUAAAUGUAAUUGUCAAUAAAAGCCUUUGAUACUUAUGGAAUGCUUGUAAUUAUACUUAUACACUAUACCAUAGUAACAUCUGACAAAAAUAUCUCAUAACACUGAAGCAGCGAACUUUGUGAAGACCAAUACUUGUGUCAUUCUCAAACAUUUUGACCACGAAUGUAUAUAUAUUUGCGAGAACGAAAACAUAUGGGGGAUUGGAAGUGAUGCAGACAUUUACAUUAAUGGAAGUUACAAUCUAUCUGCAAUAUUAAAGCUGAUCUACCCCCCCCCCCCCCCCCCCCCCCCCCCAAAAAAAAAAAAAAAACACAAAGUAUAUAUAAAAUAAACAAUUAAGGACCCUCUCGCUGCAGGGAGUAUUCGUCCAUCUGCCUCCCAAGCCGGCGCAGGGUCCUUCUUAUUGGAGAAGAACGACAAAACCGUAGGCAGUGUAUCGACUACCGGGGCCUUAAUGACAUCACGGUUAAAAAACGUUACCCUCUACCACUCAUCUCCUCGGCUUUCGAACCUCUUCAGAGAGCGACCUUCUCAAAGUUGGACCUUCGAAACGCCUACCAUAUGGUUCGGAUAUGGUUCGGAUACAAGUGGAAGACAGCCUUUAACACGGCUAGCGGGCAUUAUGAGUACUUGGUUAUGCCAUUCGCUGUGUUCCAGGCCCUGGUCAACGAUGUGCUCCAGGACAUGCUGAACCGGUGCAUGUUUGUCUACCUCGAUGACAUCCUUGUGUUUUCCCGUUCAGCUCAAGAGCACAUCAUCCAAGUCCGACAGGUCCUUCAGCGUCUCCUGGAGAACCAGCUUUUCGUCAAAGCGGAGAAGUGUGAAUUCCAUCGCUCCACCAUCUCCUUCCUAGGAUACGUCAUCGCUGCAGGACACAUACAGAUGAAUCCAGACAAGGUGAGAGUGGUGGUGGAUCAGCCUCAACCCACAUCCCGAGUGCAGCAGCAACGUUUCCUGGGAUUUGCUAACUUCGACCACCGCUUCAUCUGGGGUUACAGCACCCUGGCUUCCCCCUCUCAGCACUCACCUCUCCCAAGGUUCCAUUCACGUGGUCUCCAGCAGCUGACCAGGCGUUCUCGGACCUCAAACAUCGAUUCACUACAGCCCCAAUCUUAAUCCAUCCGGACCCAUCCCGUCAGUUUGUGGUGGAGGUCGGUGCCUUUGAUGUCGGAGUGGGGGCCGUCCUGUCCCAACGUUCUGCCCCGGACCAAAAGCUGCACCCCUGCGUUUUCCUCUCCCAUCGUCUUACCCCUGCUGAGAGGAACUAUGUUGUGGGAAAUCGAGAACUCCUCGGCGUCAAGAUGGUGUUGGAGGAGUGGAGGCAUGUCCCGGAGCCUCACCACCGAGAGGUCCAAGGUUGCCAAGGUUAUUUCCCUGUUGACCGGGUGGGCAUUGGAAUGGGCUACGGCCGUCUGGGAGAAAGGAGAGGAGGAGCUGGGUUCCUAUGGGAGGUUCAUGGCUCUGUUCAGAGGAGUCUUCGAUCAUCCACCAGAGGGCAGAAAGGAGGGUGAUCGCCUACUCCAACUACGGCAGGAGGACCAGACCGCUGCGGAGUACGCCCUCACCUUUCGUACAGUGGCAGCAUCCAGCGGAUGGAAUGAGCCGGCGCUCCGCACCUUAUUCAGAGGAGGAUUGCUUGAGGAGGUCCAGACGGAGCUGGCAUGCCGAGAUGACACCCUCUCAUUGGACGCACUCAUCGUGAUGGCUAUCCGUCUGGAUAACCUCCUUCGGCAGCGUCGGCACUCCCAUCGCCUCUCUCCCUCCUUCGUUGACCGAUCUGAAUCAGAGCCUGAACCCAUGGAGGUAGGAGCCAGACCGAAGCCCCUGUGGUGGAUGAGUGGUUCAGGCUCUCCGCCCACGUGAGGUUAGGGAUGUCGCCCACGUGAGGCUCCAAUGCGCCGUCCGGCGCCAGAAGGAGCAGGCGGACCUCCACCGCAGUGUGGCACCCGUUUUCCAUCCUGGUGAUUGCGUCUGGCUCUCCACCAGGAACCCCAUUGGGGGGGGGGGGGGGGGGGGGGGCGGUACUGUCACGUCCACUCCCGCUUCCUCUCUCCAGCGUUCGACGUCACCGGUCUACUAACCACCGGUCCUGGCAACCCAUCCUUGCGCAUAGCUGGCAACUUUCAUUAUGCACACUUGCGCCUCAUUAGGCACACCUGGACUUCAUCACCUCUCUGAUUACUUCCCCUUUAUAUAACACUCCAUUGUUAUCACCCACCAGGCAAUAUUGUUUAUGUUUCCAUGUUUAGAUGCUUUUAUUGUUUUGUAUCGUUCAAUGUUAUUUGUCAUUAAACUCACUAACUGCACUUGGUUCCUGACUCCCUGCGUCUACGUUACAAAAACACAGGGGUUGAUUGUUGACUUCAGGAAACAUAGGAGGGAACAUGCCCCGAUCCACAUCAACGGGACUGCAGUAGAGAGAGUUAGCAUUUUUAAGGUCAUCAGCGUCCACAUCACCGAGGACUUGACAUGGACCAACAACACCACCACUCUUGUCAAGUGGCUGCAACAGCACCUGUACUUCCCCGGGUCCUCUCCAAAUUCUACCGCUGCACCAUUGAGAGCUUCCUGACCGGUUGCAUCACGGCCUGGUAUGGAAUUGAUCCAUCCAAGACUGCCGGGUGUUGAAGAUGGCCCAGUACAUCACUGGGACCGUGCUUCCACCCAUCCAGGACGUCUACUCGAAACGGUGCCUGAGGAAACCAUGCAGCAUCAUCAAGGACCCCACACAGACCCAGCCAUGAGCUGUUCACUCCCUUACCGUCGGGCAGACGGUAUCGGAGCAUAAGGUCUGAUACUAACAGGCUCAGAGACAGUUUCUAUCUACAAGCCAUCAGACUGCUGAACACUUGAACUGGACUGACCACCUGCACUGACUCUCCACACCUUAGCACAUAAAGCACUCACACACACACCCACACAGAUAUACACUCAUCCACACACACACACACACACACACACACACACGCAGAUACACACAAAUAUACUCUCAUGCUACACACACAUCACAACUGCUGCUACAUGACUCUUUUUAUGAUUGCUAAAUACUGCACAUUUUAAACACUUUCCCCCAAAUCCCCCCUUCCCCGAAACACGUGUAAAUAUUCAACUAUAAAUUGUGCCUUCCUGUAUUAUACUUAUGCUAAAAUGUUAAUUAUGUUCUUCUGAGCCAUUUACUUUCCGUUCGUAUUCUUAUCUUUUAUUAUUUAUUAUUGUUGUUGCAAUGUCGAGAAGGAACCUGCAAGUAAGCAUUUCGUUGGACGGUGUAUACCAUGUGUUUCCCGUACAUACGACUAAUAAAACUUGAAACGUGUUCCUAGGGGCAAUUUCUCGUAGUUGCUGGCAUACUAGCAGUAUGUGGGCAAAGACAAGAGCUCCAUGGCCACUGAGUAAUUUGACUCUCUGAAGCACUACGAGAAGAGCUGUGAGAGCGGGGACAGCAUUACCAGACUGGCCAACCUGUAUGAAACACUGGACCGCUUCCUCAAAGACAAAGUCAGGUACGUGCAAACGAAGUGGUUAGUAAAUUGCUGCUGGUCCACCCAGUACAGACCUAUUCUUUGUAGCUGUCCCAUUAUGGUAUCUGUGAGUGCAUGGGAAGCGCCAUUGAGGUCAUCUCCAUUUUGAAGUAGUUAAUUUUCUUCAACUACUUCUAACUACUUCAACUACUUCUACUGCCACCUGGAGUGUGUUAUUUGAACAGGUACAAAAUCAAGGUUGGCAAUUUACUGCCACCUGCAGUUAUGUAAUGUUUGCUCACAAAUAUUAUUAAUUGGCUGAUCCCUACUGAUGACCUGGAUGGAAUGUUGUGAUCCUUCCUUAACCCAUAUGAAGUCCCACGCAGUUAACUACUUCAAAAGGGUGAAUGUCCUCAAUGGCGCUACCUAUGCUAAAACCGUCUUCUGGGCACUACAGACUUCUAUCAUUCUCUAUGGUACAGACCGAUUGAUUUGAAUGACGAUUUCGUUCAUUCUAUUUAUAUGGGUAUUACUGCAGACAUACUGUAUAGGAGAUUAGGGGCAAUAUUACACCACUCAGUCAUACAGUGUAAUUCAUGUUUAUAUACACUGAGUGUACAAAACAUUAUGACCACCUGCUCUUUCCAUGACAUAGACUGACCAGCAAUGUUCCCUCUAAACUGUGCGCUUGCGCGCCACGCACCUCCUUCAGGACUGUGGCUCAGAAGAAAUGCCAGGCUGAGCAGAGAUGCAAGAGAUUGAACUUCACUGAGUUCUGCCCAUUAGUUUUCAGUAUAUAGAUCAGUGGCGGCUCCUGAAAAAAUUCUCAGGGGGGGCAAUUUUUCUGAUGAUUUAGGUGACCUACACACAUUUUUAAAAAGAUAUGUCCAGCAACAACAUGAAGACAGGGGCAGCAUAUAAGUCAAUACCAGAAGCAUUUAUUGACUGAUCUCAAAAGUGUUGGCUUACAAAAGCAAAAUAAGUUAUCACAGUAAAAAUAAUCAAGGGUGUUCUUUCACAUUCCUCAACACUGCAUAAACAAUAUGCAUUUCCAUAAAACACCUCAUCUAAUUGUGCCACAAAGUUGACAAGUCCAAGAAAAAUACCACGGUUAGUGGAGCCCUCAGUUUCAUCUUUGCCUCGCAAAGAUAACUCAAACACUCAAAAACUUCACACACUGGAUUAGCCGGCUGAGGAUGUGGCGGUUCUUGCUAACCUCAUCGUUGUGGCGGCGGACAGCUAGCCUGUAUCCCUCAUCCAGUUGAGUGGCAAUGUUCACUCUCCCCAAAGCAGACAAUCUCAAACAGCUAUCCAUGUGGGUCUUUGACAGCUCAUGUUUCUUAAUCUUUUCUGAAAGAUGGUACAUGUCCGUUACACCAGUCGCUGUCCAAGCGGUGCUGUCUGCCGUGCCGCCUUCAGGGUGAAAGAGUAAGCAGGGGUAGCAGAAGACUGCAUUAGCUACAUCGCAGCCUGCUAGCCAGGUUUUUCGUUCGUACCAAUUUUUGGAAAAUCCUCGGGUGUAGGACUUUCCCCCUUUAGUAGAAACCUGUUGAAUUAUUAAAUUUGGUCUGGGAGGUCCUAAUUGUUUCGUUGCCAAUUUAUCUUGAUUUGUUCGCCGACAAAAAGGAACUUCUUUCAAAGAGACAAUCGAGUUGCACUGAACGCUAGCCAUCUUGACAGUAGUACGUGAAUUGAUUGACGCUGCUACCCGCUCUUUUCUUAGUUACGUUCAUGGUUAUGUUACGUAUGACGAAAGCGCGUAAGUGCAAGCCCUCCCGGAACCCAUAGAGAUUGUAUUGAAAGCUCUGAUAUUUGAAAAAAAAAGAUUUUACAUGAGAGUCUAUGAGAGACUUCUGGGGCGAUUUUCAACCUGACUGAAAUCGCCCCAAAAGGGGCGGGGCCAUUUGAAGCACGACUUUAGCCUGAUUGGACAUUUAGUGGCAGAUCAGACGUCUAGAUUAGAACACUGAUAACUACUGUUGCCGUGAUAUAAUUGAUUAGAAAAAAAAUCCCUUCCUUUUCCCGUUUGGCAGUGCGUCGCCCAUAUCGCCCUAAUGAACACACCGCCCCUAUAGAUCAACGUUUUUUCUUUGAUCGAAUUUACAUUAUAAAAUGGGGGGGUCGAGCCCUGAAUGCUGAGCUGAUUGGCUGACAGCCGUGGUAUACCACAGAUAUGACAAAACGUUUAUUUUUAAUGCUCUAAAUAUGUUGGAAACCAGUUUAUAAAAGCAAUAAGGCACCUCGGGGGUUUGUGAUAUAUGGCCAACAUACCACACCUCCUCGGGCCUUAUUGAUUAAUUAUAACAGCCAGUUUUCUAUGCAACAAACCAAAACAAAUUUAACUUUGCAAGAUUGAGUCUGUGAUUUUGUUGUAGGCAGAGCCAGAGCACAACGGAGUAUAUUUCUAUCGGCGGGGGUGGCACACGAGCGGUCUUUCAAUCAUCUGCGAGAGAAUGCUCUAUUUAAAAUCAGCACAGAUCAGAGCGCAGACCCGCGCGUGUGCACAUUUGUUGAUAUUCUUUGCUAGUUAGCGAGUUAUUAUCCCAGUUAUAGAUAAAUUAGGAUACGUCAGCAAUGGGGAGUUAAUGCUUCCUACAUUUCAAGGCUACAUUUCAAGCUGUCUUUGAAAAGCCAGUCAGGUAGCUUAUGUCUUAAUAAAAAGGGGCGGUGUUGUAUUUUGAGACAUGCUUGAAUAUGUAAAAAAGCCAAUAUGCAGAUUGAUAGCCUACAUUGUCUAAUUCUCUGUAUAGUAAUAAUAAUUCAUUGUAUUUUGUAAAGGGGUUUCUUGCAUGAUACAACACAAUAAAAUGCAAUUUACAGUCACCUAUUUGGCCAAUGGUGUUACAGACCAAGUAAAAAAUAAUUAAUGUCAAGCCCUUCAUAAUGUAAAAACGUUUUUUCAAGUAUCAUGCAAUUUAGGUCUGCAUUGAACACCACAUAUAGGCUAAUGUAGGCUGUAUCAUAAAAAUCAAAAGCUAUUUCCAUGUGAAAAUGUUAUGGGAUUUGUGCCAUUGUUUUUGUUGGUAGGCCUACAUUAUGCUCAAACAGCCACAAUAGCCUAUAGGCUACUGUCUAAAACUGGUACAGCCUCAGUACUGUAAACGCGUGCUGGAAGUUGAAAAAAUUCUCACAACGUUCAAGUUUCCGCUCACAAGACCUAAAAUAUGCUCAGCGCCCCAAAACAUUUGACCAGGUGAAUCCAGGUGAAAGCUAUGAUCCCUUAUUGAUGUCACUUGUUCAAUCCACUUCAAUCAGUGUAGAUGAUCAGGAGGAGACAGGUUACAAAAAUGAUUUUUAAGCCUUGAGACAAUUGAGACAUGGAUUGUGUAUGUGUGCCAUUCAGAGAGUGAAUGGGCAAGACAAAAUAUUUAAGUGCCUUUGAAUGGGGUAUGGUAGUAGGUGCCAGGCGCACCGGUUUGUGUCAAGAACUGCAACACUGCUGUUUUUUUUACGCUCAACAGUUUCCCGUGUGUAUCAAGAAUGGUUCACCACCACCCAAAGGACAUCUAGCCAACUUAACACAACCGUGGGAAGCAUUGGAGAACAUGGGCCAGCAUCCUUGUGGAAUGCUUUCGACACCUUGUAGAGUCCAUGCCCCAACGAAUUGAGGCUAUUCUGAGGGCAAAAGGGGGGACUCAAUAUUAGAAAGGUGUUCUUAAUGUUUUGUGUAUAUUGUCAUGCUGUCAAAUCAAAUCAAAUCAAAUCAAAUUUUAUUGGCCACAUGCGCCGAAUACAACAGGUGCAGACAUUACAGUGAAAUGCUUACUUACAGCCCUUAACCAACAGUGCAUUUAUUUUUAACAAAAAAGUUAAAAUAAAACCAACAAAAAAAGUGUUGAGAAAAAAAGAGCAGAAGUAAAAUAAAAUAACAGUAAGGAGGCUAUAUAUACAGGGGGGUACCGGUGCAGAGUCAAUGUGCGGGGGGGCACCGGCUAGUUGAGGUAGUUGAAGUAAUAUGUACAUGUGGGCAGAGUUAAAGUGACUAUGCAUAAAUAAUUAACAGAGUAGCAGCAGCGUAAAAGGAUGGGGUGGGGGGGCAGUGCAAAUAGUCCGGGUAGCCAUGAUUAGCUGUUCAGGAGUCUUAUGGCUUGGGGGUAGAAGCUGUUGAGAAGUCUUUUGGACCUAGACUUGGCACUCAGGUACCGCUUGCCGUGCGGUAGCAGAGAGAACAGUCUAUGACUAGGGUGGCUGGAGUCUUUGACAAUUUUGAGGGCUUUCCUCUGACACCGCCUGGUAUAGAGGUCCUGGAUGGCAGGAAGCUUGGCCCCAGUGAUGUACUGGGCCGUACGCACUACCCUCUGUAGUGCCUUGGGGGGAGGGAUGUAAAACGGCAGCCAUCUUCUCCGGCGCUGUUCUGUCCAAGUACUACAUGAUAAAUGUCUGUCUGUCUGUCUGUCUGCCCAUCCAUGUUUCUCCAGGCGGUAGCCCCCUUACAGAGGUCUCUGGAGAUCUGGGAGACGGCCCUGGACCCGGACCACCCCAGUGUGGCCCUGUCGCUGCACCAGCUGGCCGGGGUUUAUGUCCAGUGGAGGAAGUAUGGCAACACAGAGCAGUUCUGCAAGCAGGCCCUGGAGAUAAGUGAGAAGGCAUAUGGCUUGGACCACGUCUGUGUUGCACGGGAACUGGACUCCCUGGCCAUUCUCUACCAGAAACAGAACAAGUGUGUGUGUGUGUUUUUGGGGUCGUGUGUGUGUGUGUGUGUGUGUGUGGCAGGGUUUCCGCCAGGAAAAUUUGGCGCCAGACAAGUGACCGGAAUAUUUUGAUUUAUCUGACAUUUGAUAGAUUUACUGGUCAUCCAUAUGCAUUGAUUGCAUAACCCAUUAGGCCGUCCACCCACACAGCCAGUUCCAUCAAUAAACGAGGGAUAUUGGCCAAAUACGACACAUUUAUGUGUCCUUAAAAAGCAUCUAUAACUAAUUACAAAAACACUAUUCCUUGUGUUUCGAUGUGGAGCAUAUGCACAACUUUAUAGCCUUUAUUGGUUUUUACUUUCCUAAAACAAUAAUUUUCCACCUACAGGUUCAGCUGUCAGAGAUUUGAUCACUAAAUGCAUCAGGGCAUUGCAUAGGCCUUUAGGCUUAGGUGUCCACUGUAUAAUAUUAAUAUUUAAAAUAUAUAUAUAUAAAGGAAGAGAAGCUGGGCCUAGCUCUAGAGAGAGAGAGAUGUCUACUGCGUCUGCUAUACAGAUUGGCUAUAGGCGUACAGAAGGAUGCUAAUUCGUAAAUGUUCUAGUAGAAUAUAUUUUUUAAAGAUAAGCAUUAUAUUGUUAUAGUAUAGGAGUAACUCUGGCAGGCCUAAAACAUUCUUCCACACCUCUAGUUCAACUGCCGGAGACAUUUGUAGCGCCGGUGCGCACUGCCUUUAUACCAUAGGCCUGCAGUAUAAUAGGUUAACAGCCACACCACUCCAAACCUUCACAAAAGUUUCUAAACUUUAUUCGGGUAAUAUCAGAAGUAAGUGAAGCCAUUCUUUAUAGGGAAAAUACGAGCAGGAUAUUAUAUUUCGGCAAACACAACAUUACAGUUGGAACUUCAUUUGGCCAAAGGAAAUGGCUCAACAGAAUGAAAGAAAACACUUGCGAGCUGGCUUAAACCUUCAUAAACAUUUUUGAACAGGCUUUAUUGCAGAAAUUACCAAGAAAGGAUAAUGCCUACCGUACACCCAAUACAUGACAGCAAUAGGGUGAUGAUAUUUAUUUUACAACAGGCCUACUUAUAACCUAUCUUAAACUAAAUAAGGCGCACACAAUUAAAAAGACAGAUUUAACUUAAUUUAGCCAAAGAAAAUGUCUCAACAGAAUGAAACAAAACACGUUUUGCAUAUUUAAAGAACUGGUUUAGAUUAAUAAAUAGGCCUACAAUAACAACAAUGAUAUACAAUAAUAAUAAUGAUAAAACAAAUGUUUAUAAAUACAAUAAAUAAAUUAAGUUCCAAUAAAUUAAGUUCCAAAAUUCCAUCCUACUUUGAAUAGCGAGUUGCACAGUAGCCUGCAUUUGGCCUUGCGAAUAUUCUUCUCAUCUUUGUCCACUACAAUAUUAAAACUUGUCCAUAGAGAGGACAUUCCCCUUGUAGUAGGGCUCCAGACUAACAUUUUCCCCUAAGUUUUUCAAUUGGUGGCACCAGCCAUGAUUUGGUCGCCCCAAUUUCUUUAUUGCGGCAUCAAGCAAUAUAAAUAAUGAGUAGGCCUAUCAUCUUAUAACGUCAUUCACAGUGCUUUAUUAAAAGGUGUAAUAGACUACUGAGAUGGUAUUUGUCACGCCCUGACUCUGAGGACUCUUAUUUGUUGAGUCAGGGUGUGAUUUUCCUUGUUGUGUAUGUUCCUAUGUGUUAUUUUCCAGGUUUGGAUCUAGUAUGUAUAGAUAUAUGUUGGCCUGUGUGGUUCCCAAUCAGAGGCAGCUGUUGCUCGUUGUCUCUGGAUUGGGGGACCACUUACUUGGCACUAGUGGGUUGUGGGAUCUUGUUCCGUGUUGUGUUGUGUUGGGUUUGGCAAAUGCGUUGCGUGCGUUUGCGGUUGCAUUGCGAUGUGAUGUCACAUGUGGGCAAUGGUGGUCAUGGGAGGAGAUAUUCGUGAAAGGGAAAGGGCCAUGGGCGAAGGUAAAUGCCCAGGCAGGAGAGGAGAACGGCGCCAAACCAUGCCGACGACGGACACCCGAGAGGCAAUCCCAAAAAAAAUUUUGGGGGGGGCACACGGCGUGGACGACGAGGCAGCAGGAGGCAGCGACAGGGCGGAUCUGCAGGUUAGGAGAGGAAGCCACCAGGUUACGGGGGCUAUUGGUUCAGAAGGAGCAGGAGUUAUACAGUCAGAGGGAAGAGCUACAGGAGGCUAAAAGGGAGAAGGAAGGUGUAGAGGCACGGCGAGAGGAGCUGGUUAGGCAGCAGAAGGAGCGGGGGUUUAUAAAGGAACCCAGUCCUGCUCCUCGCACCAAGCAAGUGUUGCAUGUCGCCAGUCCGGUCCGGCCCGUUCCUGCUCCCCGCACUAAGCCAGUGGUGCGUGUUCCCAGUACGGCCCGACCCGUUCCUGCUCCCCGCACUAAGCCAGUGGUGUGUGUUCCCAGUAUGGUCCGGCCCGUUCCUGCUCCUCGCAUCAAGCCAGUGGUGCGCGUCGCCAGCCCGGUCCGGCCUGUUCCUGUCCCUCGCACCAAACCAGUGGUGCGCGUCGCCAGCCCGGCCCGGUCUGUUCCUGCCCCUCGCAACAAGUCAGUGGUGUGCGUCGCCAGCCCGGGCCCGGCCUGUUCCUGCCCCUCGCACCAAGCCGGUGGUGCGCUUCGCCAGCCCGGCCCGGCCUGUUCCUGCCCCUCGCACCAAACCAGUGGUGCGUGUCGCCAGCCCGGUCCGGCCUGUUCCUGUCCCUCGCACCAAACCAGUGUUGCGCGUCGCCAGCCCGGCCCGGCCUGGUUCCUGCCCCUCGCAAACAAGUCAGUGGUGUGCGUUCGCCAGCCCGGCCCGGCCUGUUCCUGCUCCUUGCACCAAGCCAGUGGUGCGCGUCGCCAGCCCGGUCCCGGCCCUCUUCCAUGCCCCUCGCACCAAACCAGUGGUGCGCGUCGCCAGCCCGGUCCGGCCUGUUCCUGCCCCUCGCACCAAGCCAGUGGUGCGGCGUCGCCAGCCCGGUCCGGCCUGUUCCUGCUCUCGCACCAAGCCCAGUGGUGCGCGUCGCCAUCCCGGCCCGGCCUGUUCCUGCCCCUCGCACCAAACCAGUGGGUGCGCGUCGCCAGCCCGGUCCGGCCUGUUCCUGUCCCUCGCACCAAGCCAGUGGUGCGCGUCGCCAUCCCGGUCCGGCCUGUUCCUGUCCCUCUCGCACCAAGCCAGUGGUGCGCGUCGCCAGCCCGGUCCGGCCUGGUCCGGUCAGCUGCUCCACUCCGGAGCCAGAGUAGUCCGCUCCACCGGUGCCUGAUCCUGCUCCGGUUAGCUGCUCCACUCUGGAGCCAGAGCAAUCUGCUCCAUCGGGGUCUAGUCCAGCUCCGGUCAGUGGAUCCACUCCGGAGCCAGAGCAGUCCGCUCCACCGGUGCCUGAUCCAGCUCCGGUCAGCGGCUCCACACCGGAGCCAGAGCAGUCCGCUCCACCGGUGCCUGAUCCAGCUCCGGUCAGCGGCUCCACUCCGGAGCCAGAGCAGUUCGCUCCACCGUCGUCGGGUCCAGCUCCAGUCAGCGGUUCCAGUCCAGACCCAGACGUCAGCCCCUCUCCAGGUUCGGGGUCUCCCACACCAGGGUCCAGACAUGGCUUGGUACUUCGUGGGAGAAAGGAGAGGGGAAGCAGCGCGCCGAGGUCCAGACCAGACCAGGGGCGCAACAGGGAGGUGGAGAGUAAGUGGUGGUCACGCCCUGAGCCGGAUACGCCUCCGAGGCGGAAUGCCCACCCGGCCCCUACCCUGUUAUGUUUAUGUUGUGCGGUAGGAGUCCGCACCUUUGGGGGGGGGGGUACUGUCACGCCCUGACUCUGAGGACUCUUAUUUGUUGAGUCAGGGUGUGAUUUUCCUUGUUGUGUAUGUUCCUAUGUGUUAUUUUCUAGGUUUGGAUCUAGUAUGUAUAGAUCUGUUGGCCUGUGUGGUUCCCAAUCAGAGGCAGCUGUUGCUCGUUGUCUCUGAUUGGGGACCAUACUUAGGUAGCCUAUUGGCACUAGUGGGUUGUGGGAUCUUGUUCCGUGUUAAGGUAUGUUGUGUUGUGCUGCCUUGGACUUCACGUAUCGUUUGUGUAUUGUUUUGUCGUUGUGUUUCUUCGUAAAUAAACAUGUAUGCAUAUCACGCUGCGCCUUGGUCCAUCCCGUCUAUAAACGAACGUGUUACUGCCCCUCGCACCAAGCCGGUGGUGCGCUUCGCCAGCCCGGCCCGGCCUGUUCCUGCCCCUCGCACCAAACCAGUGGUGCGCGUCGCCAGCCCGGUCCGGCCUGUUCCUGUCCCUCGCACCAAACCAGUGGUGCGCGUCGCCAGCCCGGCCCGGCCUGUUCCUGCCCCUCGCAACAAGUCAGUGGUGUGCGUCGCCAGCCCGGCCCGGCCUGUUCCUGCUCCUCGCACCAAGCCAGUGGUGCGCGUCACCAGCCCGGUCCGGCCUGUUCCUGUCCCUCGCACCAAACCAGUGGUGCGCGUCGCCAGCCCGGCCCGGCCUGUUCCUGCCCCUCGCAACAAGUCAGUGGUGUGCGUCGCCAGCCCGGCCCGGCCUGUUCCUGCUCCUCGCACCAAGCCAGUGGUGCGCGUCACCAGCCCGGUCCGGCCUGUUCCAUGCCCCUCGCACCAAACCAGUGGUGCGCGUCGCCAGCCCGGUCCGGCCUGUUCCUGUCCCUCGCACCAAGCCAGUGGUGCGCGUCGCCAGCCCGGUCCGGCCUGUUCCUGCUCUCGCACCAAGCCAGUGGUGCGCGUCGCCAGCCCGGCCCGGCCUGUUCCUGCCCCUCGCACCAAACCAGUGGUGCGCGUCGCCAGCCCGGUCCGGCCUGUUCCUGUCCCUCGCACCAAGCCAGUGGUGCGCGUCGCCAUCCCGGUCCGGCCUGUUCCUGCCCCUCGCACCAAGCCAGUGGUGCGCGUCGCCAGCCCGGUCCGGCCUGUUCCUGCUCUCGCACCAAGCCAGUGGUGCGCGUCGCCAGCCCGGCCCGGCCUGUUCCUGCCCCUCGCACCAAACCAGUGGUGCGCGUCGCCAGCCCGGUCCGGCCUGUUCCUGUCCCUCGCACCAAGCCAGUGGUGCGCGUCGCCAUCCCGGUCCGGCCUGUUCCUGUCCCUCGCACCAAGCCAGUGGUGCGCGUCGCCAGCCCGGUCCGGCCUGUUCCUGCUCCUCGAACCAAGCCAGUGGUGCGUGUGUCCAGUCCGGCACGGCCCGUGCCUGUCCCACCGGUGCCUGGUCCGGUCAGCUGCUCCACUCCGGAGCCAGAGUAGUCCGCUCCACCGGUGCCUGAUCCUGCUCCGGUUAGCUGCUCCACUCUGGAGCCAGAGCAAUCUGCUCCAUCGGGGUCUAGUCCAGCUCCGGUCAGUGGAUCCACUCCGGAGCCAGAGCAGUCCGCUCCACCGGUGCCUGAUCCAGCUCCGGUCAGCGGCUCCACACCGGAGCCAGAGCAGUCCGCUCCACCGGUGCCUGAUCCAGCUCCGGUCAGCGGCUCCACUCCGGAGCCAGAGCAGUUCGCUCCACCGUCGUCAGGUCCAGCUCCAGUCAGCGGUUCCAGUCCAGACCCAGACGUCAGCCCCUCUCCAGGUUCGGGGUCUCCCACACCAGGGUCCAGACAUGGCUUGGUACUUCGUGGGAGGAAGGAGAGGGGAAGCAGCGCGCCGAGGUCCAGACCAGACCAGGGGCCAACAGGGAGGUGGAGAGUAAGUGGUGGUCACGCCCUGAGCCGGAUCCGCCUCCGAGGCGGAAUGCCCACCCGGCCCCUACCCUGUUAUGUUUAUGUUGUGCGGUCGGAGUCCGCACCUUUGGGGGGGGGGUACUGUCACGCCCUGACUCUGAGGACUCUUAUUUGUUGAGUCAGGGUGUGAUUUUCCUUGUUGUGUAUGUUCCUAUGUGUUAUUUUCUAGGUUUGGAUCUAGUAUGUAUAGAUCUGUUGGCCUGUGUGGUUCCCAAUCAGAGGCAGCUGUUGCUCGUUGUCUCUGAUUGGGGACCAUACUUAGGUAGCCUAUUGGCACUAGUGGGUUGUGGGAUCUUGUUCCGUGUUAAGGUAUGUUGUGUUGUGCUGCCUUGGACUUCACGUAUCGUUUGUUUAUUGUUUUGUCGUUGUGUUUCUUCGUAAAUAAACAUGUAUGCAAAUCACGCUGCGCCUUGGUCCAUCCCGUCUAUAAACGAACGUGUUCCUGCCCCUCGCACCAAGCCGGUGGUGCGCUUCGCCAGCCCGGCCCGGCCUGUUCCUGCCCCUCGCACCAAACCAGUGGUGCGCGUCGCCAGCCCGAUCCGGCCUGUUCCUGCCCCUCGCACCAAGCCAGUGGUGCGCGUCGCCAGCCCGGUCCGGCCUGUUCCUGCUCUCGCACCAAGCCAGUGGUGCGCGUCGCCAGCCCGGCCCGGCCUGUUCCUGCCCCUCGCACCAAACCAGUGGUGCGCGUCGCCAGCCCGGUCCGGCCUGUUCCUGUCCCUCGCACCAAGCCAGUGGUGCGCGUCGCCAUCCCGGUCCGGCCUGUUCCUGUCCCUCGCACCAAGCCAAUGGUGCGCGUCGCCAGCCCGGUCCGGCCUGUUCCUGCUCCUCGAACCAAGCCAGUGGUGCGUGUGUCCAGUCCGGCACGGCCCGUGCCUGUCCCACCGGUGCCUGGUCCGGUCAGCUGCUCCACUCCGGAGCCAGAGUAGUCCGCUCCACCGGUGCCUGAUCCUGCUCCGGUUAGCUGCUCCACUCUGGAGCCAGAGCAAUCUGCUCCAUCGGGGUCUAGUCCAGCUCCGGUCAGUGGAUCCACUCCGGAGCCAGAGCAGUCCGCUCCACCGGUGCCUGAUCCAGCUCCGGUCAGCGGCUCCACACCGGAGCCAGAGCAGUCCGCUCCACCGGUGCCUGAUCCAGCUCCGGUCAGCGGCUCCACUCCGGAGCCAGAGCAGUUCGCUCCACCGUCGUCAGGUCCAGCUCCAGUCAGCGGUUCCAGUCCAGACCCAGACGUCAGCCCCUCUCCAGGUUCGGGGUCUCCCACACCAGGGUCCAGACAUGGCUUGGUACUUCGUGGGAGGAAGGAGAGGGGAAGCAGCGCGCCGAGGUCCAGACCAGACCAGGGGCGCAACAGGGAGGUGGAGAGUAAGUGGUGGUCACGCCCUGAGCCGGAUCCGCCUCCGAGGCGGAAUGCCCACCCGGCCCCUACCCUGUUAUGUUUAUGUUGUGCGGUCGGAGUCCGCACCUUUGGGGGGGGGGUACUGUCACGCCCUGACUCUGAGGAUUCUUAUUUGUUGAGUCAGGGUGUGAUUUUCCUUGUUGUGUAUGUUCCUAUGUGUUAUUUUCUAGGUUUGGAUCUAGUAUGUAUAGAUCUGUUGGCCUGUGUGGUUCCCAAUCAGAGGCAGCUGUUGCUCGUUGUCUCUGAUUGGGGACCAUACUUAGGUAGCCUAUUGGCACUAGUGGGUUGUGGGAUCUUGUUCCGUGUUAAGGUAUGUUGUGUUGUGCUGCCUUGGACUUCACGUAUCGUUUGUUUAUUGUUUUGUCGUUGUGUUUCUUCGUAAAUAAACAUGUAUGCAUAUCACGCUGCGCCUUGGUCCAUCCCGUCUAUAAACGAACGUGACAGUAUUGAAGAAAUACGUUAUUUCAACAUCUUUUCAUGUUGUGAUUUAAAAUAUGCUUAUGUGCAAAAUGUGCACCGUAAUCCAGUGAUUGUCAUGCACUUUGGGUAGACAAUUAUGCUAUUGUUAUAUUUUACUGUUAAACUAGGGCUCCUGAAUUUUCAGAUUUUUGUUGUUCAAUAGAGAUGAAUUUGCCUACAUCUUUAUGUGCACUAAUAUCAUAGGCACAUUUAUUUGGGGCUAAUUCACCACAUGAGGAAGUGAAAACUCAAAACACAUUAGCUAGAUCACUAACUCUAAAGAUAAUACCCAUUCAUAGUAGCCAUGUAUUAAUCUAAUAGUACAUUUAAUGUCUUCUUUUUUUUGCAGUAGCCUAGCACCCAAUUAGACCUAUGCACUCAAAGCCAUAGCAAAUAUCUUAUUUGUAAAAUAGUUGCUUUUGAGCUCAAAAUAGGGGUUGAACAAUUAAAAAUAUAUCUACAGAAAUCUGAGAACAUCCUCUCUCCAUGUAUCUAACAGGAUAGCUGUGUUUUCCCAGCAAUUGGAUUUUCAAAUGUUAUACAAUCAGAACACUUUUCUUUCUCCAGGAGCAUUUUUUUCCCCCCGGGAAAGGAGAGAGAGAGAGAGAGAGAGAGAGAGAGAGAGAUAGAGGCUUGUUUGACACAGCAGCAGGCCCCAGUGAAACAAGUACAGGGGCUGGCAGGCAGACACUUUAAUUACAGGAAUCAUGAGGAUAAUGUACUUUACUGUUUGACCAAAUCAUGGUCUUAGCCUCCUUGAAAAUAGGAUGUUUUGAGUGAGGUUAAUGAAUGUGCAGCACCGAGGCGACCAAUACAUUUUUUUACUCGCACAGCCAAGUCACUUAUAGACAUACUCUCUAACUUACGUUUUACUUAAAUUAAAAAGUCCCCCAUGUUCCCAAUCAACAGUAGCCUAGGCCAAGGCUCCUCUCUCGCUUUCUAUCCUCUCCUAAGCAGCAGGGCAGCCCCGGACAAUUUGACCAACUACAAUUUUAUUUAUCGGCUUUUCAUUUAUUUUAUCGGCCAAAAUCCGGCAAUUACUGGCUAAUAGAAACACUGGUGUGUGGGUGGAUGGGUCAAUGGGUUUCAAGUCAAGUUGUCAUCUCUGCAUGCUGUAUUAUAAGACAUAAUGCUUUGUGAUUGACGAGUCAUCUGUUAACAGGUAUGAGCAAGCCAAAAAACGGAGGAAGAGGUCUGUGAGGAUUUGCCAGAAGACUGCCCACCAGAAAGGCCAUAUGGUGAGGACACAUGAGAGCACUGUGCCGCUCUCUUUCUGCAGUAAGGCUGUGGUGUGUGUGUGUGGGUGGGUGGGUAAUGUGUAUGGGAAAUUCCACAAUAACCGAGUGAUGCUGAGACUCAGACUUUUCACUUAAAAUGUAGUGGAAAUUGUUAAAAGUAGUCCUUGUGCAUAGAGUUGUAUUGUUUGUUUGACUUUGCAAUUAUUGGUUUUUGUUUGACAUACAUUAUUAAGUGAAAAUCUGAGUCUCAGCAUCUCUCUGUCACCGUGGAAUUGCCGUAUACAUUAAUAGUGAAUUGACUGUGUCUAUCUCUGCAGUAUGGCUUCAGUCUGUGUGUGCGUGUGUGCGUGUGUGCAUGUGUGAGUGGGUUGUGUAAUGUGUAUGUUUUAACAAUGAAUUGACUGUGUGUGUCUCUUUUUCUGUGCAGUAUGGCUUCACUCUGCUGCCUCGGCGAGCCCUCCACCCAGAGCAGCUGACUCUGGGUAAAGACACAGCAGACUGUAGCCUUCAACGAGUCCUCCACUACCUCCAGAACAACCUG